Molecule: messenger RNA, 1059 nt
Organism: Gopherus evgoodei (Goodes thornscrub tortoise)
Lineage: Eukaryota; Metazoa; Chordata; Testudines; Testudinidae
Gene: SPCS3
Product: signal peptidase complex subunit 3
Exons: 5
Coding region: 213-755 (180 amino acids)
Biological process (GO): protein targeting to ER
Cellular component (GO): membrane; signal peptidase complex
Source: RefSeq, a predicted model, not a curated record
CCGGCCCGGCCUCGCCUCUCUGCUGCUGCCGGUGGCUCACGCACUGAGGCGGCUGCUGCUGCUGCUCCUGGCCCCGCAGAAACCCGCCGCCGCCUGUCCCAGUCGCCGGGCGCUGCCGAGCCCGCUGCCCGCGGUGUCCGCCCGUGGGGUGCGGCAGGGAGGGGCCGGGCGGCCGGGGCCUGCGUGGCUGAGCGGCCUGGUCGGGCGGAGAGAUGAACACGGUGUUGUCCCGGGCCAACUCGCUCUUCGCCUUCUCGCUGAGCGUCAUGGCGGCGCUGACCUUCGGCUGCUUCAUCACCACCGCCUUCAAGGAGCGCAGCGUGCCCGUCCGCAUCGCCGUCUCCCGGGUCAUGCUAAAAAAUGUGGAAGACUUUACUGGGCCUAGAGAAAGAAGUGAUCUAGGAUUUGUUACAUUUGAUGUUACCGCAGAUCUGCAAACUAUAUUUGAUUGGAAUGUUAAACAGUUAUUUCUGUAUUUAUCUGCAGAAUAUUCAACAAAAAACAAUGCCCUGAACCAGGUUGUCCUUUGGGACAAGAUCAUUUUGAGAGGAGAUAGUCCAAAGCUGUUACUAAAAGACAUGAAAUCAAAAUACUUUUUCUUUGAUGAUGGAAAUGGUCUCAAGGGAAACAGAAAUGUCACUUUGACUCUCUCGUGGAACGUUGUACCAAAUGCUGGCAUUCUACCUCUUGUGACAGGAUCAGGACAUAUAUCUGUUCCAUUCCCAGAUACUUAUGAAACAGCAAAAAGUUAUUAAAUUAUUAUACUGAAUCCUAAGCAACAUAUUUUUAUACUUGUAUAUUAUGAAUAAAUUUUAUCACUUUCUCCUCCUAUCCCCUGCAGCUCUCCAGUCAAAGGUACUUGAUUUCUUUGGCUCCAACUGAGCAGGAAAAAAAACAGCUGAAAUUUAGACUUUUUUAAUUAUUAUUUUAAAUAAAACAUUGAUGCAGAAACUUAAAGGAAAGGUAAACUGAUAGUUUAAAAUUUUUGAAUUAACUUUUUUUUGUUGGCCAUAUGGGUAGAAAAAUAUGUUUCUUAUAAAUAAACAUUUAAAACCAGAA